AUGGCAGAAGUAGCACACAUGUAUCCACUAACAUCAUCAUCUUCAUUUAGUUUUCCCAGGACCAAUGAGUUAGGCUCUGUUGAUUUGUUCCUAGAAAAUCUAAAGGAACUAGCAAGCUGCGAUGAAACUGAUCAUUCACUUGCUUUCCCAGUUGAUAGCAUCGACAUAGUCCAAAAAAAUCUCACAUUCUUAAGAUCUUUCCUCGAGAAUAUGAAGGAGAAGCGCAAUCAGAAUGGCAAACUCAAAACUUGCUGGAAUCGUGUUAUGGAGAUUGCAUACAAGGCAGAGUUAGUAAUUGACUCGAUAGUUGUCAGUGAUAAAGGUCAUUACUUUUUGGAUGCUGUUGCUGAAGACAUCAAUCUUAUGAAGAUCGAGGCCCAAGAGAUCUGUGACAGCACAAGUUAUAAUGGUGAAAUCAAGAGAGUUACCAGGGCUUCCGUUCAUAUGCCAUCUCAAUUAACUGCCGCCAUGAAGAUCUUAUGGGUCUUGGAGACGAGGUGGAAACUAUCACUGACAGACUUACAAGAGGAACAAAGCAGUUGGAUGUUGUUCCUAUCGUGGGUAUGCCUGGGCUUGGACAUUGGGGCAUGGAAUUUGUUGAGAAAUUCACUACCGGAUGAUGCCAAUGGAAGCAGGAUCAUGUUCGCCAGCAAAUAUCAGAAUUUGUCUUCGCUAUUUAAAGGAGAUUGCAAGCCUCACCAUCUUCGCCAACUUACUGAUAAAGAGUGUUGGGCUUUGCUGCAGACUAAGAUAUUUGGCAAAGAAGGAUGUCCUCCUAUACUAAGUGAAGUUGGAUUCCGAAUAGCAACAAACUGUAAAGGACUACCUCUCAUUGUUGUCCUGAUAGAAGGAUGUCCUCCUAUACUAAGUGAAGUUGGAUUCCGAAUAGCAACAAACUGUAAAGGACUACCUCUCAUUGUUGUCCUGGUUUCUGGAAUUCUUGCUACUACUGAUCAAGAUUGCUGGGAAGAAACUGCGGAAACUCUAAAUGCCAGCAUUAUUCUUGACACUGGAAACUGCAUGAAGACUCUUGAGCAGAGUUAUAGUCAUUUACCAGAUUAUUUGAAGCCAUGUCUUCUUUACUUUAGUGCAUUUCCAGAUGAACGAGAUAUUUCUGUACAAAGGUUGUUACAGCUUUAUAUUUCUGAAGGAUUUGUUCAAAAGACUGAAAGAAAGAGCUUAGAGGAAGUGGCCAAUGACUGCUUGAUGGAUUUGAUUGCUAGAAGUUUAGUUAUGGUUACUCGAGAAAGAACUCUGGGAGGUGCCAAAGCCUGCCAAGUUCAUGAUUUGGUACAUGAAUUUUGUGUGGAAAAAGCCAAACUAGAAGGUUUUGUACAUAUAAUUGAUAGGUAUAAAGACCCUUCUUGUCCUACAGGACCUUGCAACUACAAUCCCCACCGACUGUGUAUUUACAAUACAAUGGUAGAGGUGGUUAAGCAGUCAAGGCAAUUUUUUCCCAAUUUACGCUGUUUGCUCUUCUUUCCUAGCUAUGAGCAGAAUGCUACAGAUCUGGAUUUGGGGUUUUUGAUGUCUAAACUUCUUAGAGUGUUGGAUUUGGGAAACUUUGACUUUUGUGAAUCAUUUCCAUUGGAAGUACUAUGCCUUGUUCACUUGAGAUACUUGGGGAUUAAUCUGAAAAUAGACUUUGUUCCAUCUGCAAUAGCCAAUCUCUCAAGGUUACAUACUUUGGUGGUUUAUGGAAGCAUUACUCAUGUCGAGUUGCCAAAGACUAUCUGGAAUAUUAAGACGUUGAGGCAUCUUUGGCUUGCAAAAGAUACUGAAAAAGUUACCCAACAUCCGCAGGCUAAAGUGUGUUGGAGUCUCAGGGCUCUAAACAGCAUCUUCUGGAAUUUGCUAUGGGACUCUGAUGCUGGAUCAUUUGAGUCUACUAGAAUCCCUAAAGCAAUUGGAAAGCUGCCCAACCUUGAAGUUCUUAAAGUUAGAGAUUCCUUUGUGGGGGAAGAAUGGGAAAUGAAAGAAGGGGAAUUCUGUAAUCUUCGAUGCUUGGAGCUAUCAGAUUUAGGCUUUUGCAGGUGGACUGCCUCUGCUGAUAAUUUUCCCCGUCUUGAGAAAUUGGAUUUGCAUUAUUGUGAGGCCCUGGAAGAGGCCCCUUCUUGUUUAGGGGAAUGUUCGACUCUUGAAAUGAUUGAGGUGAAAGGGUGUAGUGAGUCUGCUGUAUGUUCUGUAAAGCAAAUUGGACAAGAGCAGAUGGAAAUGGGAAAUCAGGGUCUAAAGAUCAUUAUGUGA
This is a messenger RNA of Coffea eugenioides, 2247 nucleotides long. Its product is annotated as putative late blight resistance protein homolog R1B-16. Gene Ontology annotation, molecular function: ADP binding. Bases 1 to 2247 code for a protein of 748 amino acids. NCBI's taxonomy places the organism in Eukaryota, Viridiplantae, Streptophyta, Magnoliopsida, Gentianales, Rubiaceae. The transcript has 5 exons. The record is from RefSeq and is a predicted model, not a curated record. Gene Ontology annotation, biological process: defense response to other organism.